UUAAUUCUUCCUAGGCAACAAGUGCUUUGGAUGCAGAAAGUGAACAUUAUGUGAAGGAGGCCAUUGACCGUGCCAUGAAGAACAGAACAGUUCUUGUUAUAGCACACAGACUGUCUACUGUCCGUAAUGCUGACCAGGUUUUGGUGAUUGACAAGGGUCACAUUGUUGAGCGUGGAAGUCAUGAGGACUUACUAGCCAAUAACGGUGUCUAUAAGAAGCUUGUGUUGCGGCAGCUUAGUACUUCUCAGGGUACUGCUGAAACAGACGAUGGCUUUAAUGCAGACUUGUUGGAGCCAGGUGAACCUCCCAUUGAGGAGGUGGAUGAAUCAUAGAGGAUAUAAUAUGUUAAACAUUAACCUUGAAGCUGUCUUUCAUCUCUACAUUUCAGAAAGCUCUAUGUAUGUUUAACAAGUGAAAAUGAUAGAGCGCUUAUUACUGUGUUAAUUGAACUGACGUCUUAAUGAUAAAUGUAAUAUUAAAAUUAAAGGUUGUACACUUCAUAAUGUUCAAGUGUUACAUGUUACAUUUCUGGUCAGAAACAGUUUUACACAGCACAAAUGCUGUCUCUUUUUUUUAGCUGAGAUUCCCUUUUCUACUAUUGCAAAUUUCUAUUCACUCCGUAUGGGAACAUGGCCAUGGCCAAAAUUCUCUUUUGGUUAAUAUUAAAAGAGUUCUAACUAUGUCUUUCUGUGGUGCAUGCUCAGGAUUGUCACUGGUGACAGAAAAUGUUGAUCAGUCUUGAGUAAAAAACAGGAAGCAGAGAUAUCUUAAGAUAAAGAAAAGUAUAUACUGAAAAAAAGACCUCUGUAGGAGGCCAUACCUCUUGGUUAACUGUUUGACCAAUAAUUUUUUAAUUUAGUUUGCCAUGCAAGAUGGUUGAGAAUUGGUGUAGCAUGUUCUUCAGUACAUAAUUUGAGAGGUUUGAGUUAAAACCAGAUCUUAGCAUGUUCAGAAGCUGUUUAGUAAUUAAACUCUGCAUCAGUAUAUUAGUUACUAUGUAAAUAGGUCUACAUAUUGAGCAAGGGUCCUACACUGCACCUCAGACUGACCAGUCAAUGAAAUAACAAUAAUUGAUAACAAUCAAUACCAAUUAAUGUAAGAUUGAUGUUAGAAAUCUAUGAUCAAUCAGUGAAGGACAAUGUAGAUUUUUUUCGAGACAUCUUUUAGUACUAAGAGGAUUAGAAAACGUUUGGAACAAGGGACCAAUACAUUUUUUUUAAUAGUUAUACAGGGCUUUCUUUGUCUGUAAUUAGCACCGUAUUGGGAGAACGAGAACCAGUUCUGAUUUUUCUGUGUAAUCCAGGUGUUAGCUUUCAUUGUACAGUUGCAUAGCAACGUUGAGACAAACUAUUGGCUUAGUCAUGGAUCAGAGGUUGUUGUUCUAGUAGUAAAAUCAGAAGUUGUGCUUGUGUUAUCAAGUUAAUUUUAAUAGAUUUAGGCAUGAUUAGGUAUUUUAUUGAUUAAAUGCUCCUAGCAUUUAUUUUAAACUUUCUCCAGUGGGCCUGGCAUUUAUUUUAAUUCAACAGUUAUUUGAGCCUGGUGUUUAAUAUGCAAGGGUUUAAGGUAAUAGACCAUUUUACAGUUGUCUGCUCAGUGACCUGGCCUUUGUAUGGCAGCG
Molecule: messenger RNA, 1618 nt
Organism: Orbicella faveolata
Lineage: Eukaryota; Metazoa; Cnidaria; Anthozoa; Scleractinia; Merulinidae
Biological process (GO): oligopeptide export from mitochondrion
Cellular component (GO): mitochondrial inner membrane
Molecular function (GO): ATP binding; ABC-type oligopeptide transporter activity; ATP hydrolysis activity
Source: RefSeq, a predicted model, not a curated record